AUGAGCUCCACGACCAAGUACCAGCCCGCGCCGCAGGACGAGCCCGACGACUACACCACCGCGCCGCCCGCCUACGGCUCCUCGUCCACCAACAAUGCCACGGCCGAGGCCGCCACCGCGGGCCUCGAGGCGCAGGGCCUCUUUGCGCAUGCGCGCAGCAGCGAGGAUAACCUUCCCGAUGACUUCAAGUUUGGCGGUUCCGUCGCCGAAGCCACCGUCGAUAUCCGAAACCAAUUCGUCCGCAAGGUCUACACCAUUCUCACCGUGCAGCUCCUCAUGACGGCCGGCGUCAGCUCCCUCAGCUUCUUCAGCACCUCCUACAAGUCCUGGAUCCAGGCUCACCCAGGCGUCGUCUGGAUUUCCCUCAUCGGCUCCAUGAUCUUCCUUGGCCUCACCUACUGGAAGCGCAAGUCCUAUCCGACCAACCUCCUCUUCCUCUCGCUCUUCACCCUCGCCGAGGCCUACACCAUCUCCGUCAUCGUCUCCUUUUACCGCACCAGCAUCGUCCUCAACGCCGUCGUCCUCACCGGCGGCAUCUUCAUCGCCCUCACCCUCUUCGCCUGCCAGACGAAGUACGACUUCACCUCCUGGAUGCCCUACCUGUUCGGCGCCCUCUGGGGCCUGCUGCUCUUUGGCUUCAUGUCCAUGUUCUUCCCCUACGGCUCCACCGGCGAGCUGCUCUACGGCGGCGCCGCAGCCCUCAUCUUUAGCGCCUACGUCCUCGUCGACACCCAGAUGGUCCUCCGCAAGCACCACGUCGAGGAGGAGAUUGCCGCCGCCAUCAGCCUGUACCUUGAUAUUAUCAACCUGUUCCUCGCCAUCCUGCGCAUCCUCAACUCGCAGUCUAACAACUAA
Akanthomyces muscarius is the source of this 855-nucleotide messenger RNA. RefSeq lists its product as uncharacterized. The transcript has 3 exons. Lineage: Eukaryota; Fungi; Ascomycota; Sordariomycetes; Hypocreales; Cordycipitaceae. The record is from RefSeq and is a predicted model, not a curated record. Gene Ontology annotation, cellular component: membrane. The coding region runs from base 1 to 855 and encodes 284 amino acids.